AUGAAGUUUAACUCUGGUUUUGGCUAUGACAACAAAGCUAAAAAGUUCACGGCCCCGGAUGAAGUUUGGGAUGCAUACUGUCAGGCUCACCCAAAAGAUGCAUACUUGCGCCAUGGGACUUGUCCGGAUUAUGAAGACUUGGAAAUGGCUGUUGGAAACGGUGUGGCGGUAGGGAAAAACUCAAUUGGAUUGGGUAGUGCUACUGAUGCUAGGACACUAGGAGCUGAUGAAAAUAGAGUUCCGCACAUAGAGGAGUUGAAUUAUGAUGCUGAAAAUGAAGCGUUUAGAAGAGCUCCCGCCAAAAGAAGUAGAGGCCAAUUUGAGAUAAAUUCUGGUCACACUGAAAAUAGUUCGCAUCAGGAAUUCAUGGCAGAAAUCAAAAAAAUCACUACCACAAUAGAAGGAGUUCAAAGCCUCUUGGUGAAACGAGAUACUAUGCUAGAGAAGAAAGAAAGGGAAAAAACUUAUACAACUUGGGAUGCUAUCAAAGAAAUCCCAGAUUUGACUGAAGACGUCCGCACCAAAGCAUUUGACUUGCUUGAUACCAAGUCCAAAAAAGAUGGAUUUUUGAGAAUGACUGUUGAUGAACGUAAAAGAUGGAUAACUUACAAGAUUAGAGAGAUUAGGGAAUAG
This is a messenger RNA of Salvia miltiorrhiza (redroot sage), 633 nucleotides long. RefSeq lists its product as uncharacterized. The transcript has 3 exons. The record is from RefSeq and is a predicted model, not a curated record. Lineage: Eukaryota; Viridiplantae; Streptophyta; Magnoliopsida; Lamiales; Lamiaceae. The coding region runs from base 1 to 633 and encodes 210 amino acids.